Paramecium pentaurelia is the source of this 2862-nucleotide messenger RNA. Lineage: Eukaryota; Ciliophora; Oligohymenophorea; Peniculida; Parameciidae. The record is from the annotation of a GenBank genome assembly.
AUGAUAUGUUUAGCUCCUCAUAAGUGUUCAUGCUUAAGGAAACUUUGUGUUGAAUGCCUUUAUGAACAUGAAGUAGAUAUCAAAAAACAUACAAUACCAAUUACUAAUUUCUAAGAAAGGAUUCUAAAAAAAUUAAAAGAAUCCAAGCUUGAGGAGACAUCGGAGUUAAACAAUUAGAGGAUGGCUUUUAAAUAGUUACUCUCUCAAAGUGAAUAAAUGUUGAAGAAAAUUUUGGAGGAAUUGUCACAAUUAAUCAACUAAAUAUAUGAUUGGAUUGAACAGGAAAACUAAUCAUACUUAAACUUUAUCAACAAAAAUAGUGAUCUAGCUUAAACUUCCUCCACUGACUUAGAAAAAUUAGUAAACAUUGUCGAAGGAACAACUUUAAAUGAUUUUAAUGCUUACAAGAGUUCGUAUAUGAAGGAGUUAGAUUAGACCAAGAAUUGGUGGGACCAGCUUAUUAACACAUUUAUUGAAAAGUCUAUCCAAGGAAUCCAAAAGAUAGAAUCAUUAAUUAAGUAAGUAUUAUAUAUCUUAUCUCUAGGGAAGAUGAAGAAGAAGUUUAUUAAAUGAAGGAAGAUCUUUAUGAGAUGCUAACCUACAUCCAGGAUAUUGAUGAAACUAUCUAUAAAAAGGUUUUUGAAAUUUUUAAUAGAGAGAAAGUUUCAGACAUUUUAGGAUUCCUUUCGUAGACAAAAGAUCAGAAGUUUUAUGAAUAUUUAGUCAACAAGUAGGAGAAUAUAAAGGAUAUCAAAUAGUAAGUAAAGAAAAUCACAAAUGUCUUGAGGAAUAUUUAAAAUCAUUAAUUUAGUAAGGACAACUACUCCUCAGAGACUUAUGAAAAGGCAAGAUAAAAUUUAAUAAAGAUGAUGAAGAAUAAUAAAGGAGUCAUAGAUUUCAUCAUGUUUUUAGUUCACCUCACAAGCAUAGAAGGUAAAUUUAUUCAAUGUGGAUCGAAUGCAUUAAAUUUAUUAGUAGGUAUGAAGGUAGAUAUUAAGAACCAAUCAUUUUAGAAUAUCAGAAUCAAGAAUACAUCUUUAAUUGGAGCUAAUUUGGUUAGAUGCAACUUGAGUGGAUCUGAGUUUGAUAAUGUAGAUAUUAGUGGAUUAAAUUUGAAUGGCACUUAAAUGUUUAAUUGUAAAUGGAAGGAUUUAAAAAUACAUGAAUUGAAUAAAUUAGAUGGUCAAAGUAGUUGCAUAAGAUCAGUUUGUAUUUCACCUGAUGGAAAUACUUUAUCAUCAGGUAGUGAAGAUAAGUCCAUUUGUCUUUGGGAUGUUAAAACAGGACAUUAAAAAGCCAAAUUUGAUGGUCAUGAGCAUUGGGUAAUGUCAGUCUGUUUCUCUCCUAAUGGAAAUAUAUUAGCAUCUGGUAGUAAUGAUAGGUCUAUCCGGCUAUGGAAUGUCAAAACAGGAUAAUAAAAAGCCAAAUUCGAUGGUCAUACUAGUGCAAUCAUGUCAGUAUGUUUCUCUCCUGAUGGAUAAACAUUAGCAUCUGGUAGUAAUGAUAAGUCUAUCCGUCUAUGGGAUGUCUAAACAUAAUAAUAAAAAGCCAAAUUAGAUGGUCAUAGUAAUUGUAUCAACUCAGUAUGUUUUUCUCCUGAUGGGAAUACAUUAGCUUCUGGUAGUUAUGAUAACUCUAUCCGUCUAUGGGAUGUCAAAACAGGAUAAUAAAAAGUAAAAUUGGAUAGCCAUACUCAUUAUGUCUACUCAGUCUGUUUUUCUUCUGAUGGAAAUAUAUUAUUAUCUGGCAGUAAUGAUAACUCAAUCCGUCUAUGGGAUGUCAAAGCAGGAAUAUAAACAGCCAAAUUGGAUGGUCAUAGCGAUUAUGUUAAAUCAGUCUGUUUUUCUCCUGAUGGAAAUACAUUAGCUUCUGGUAGCGAUGAUAAGUCUAUCCGUCUAUGGAAUGUCAAAACAGGAUAAUAAAAAGCCAAAUUGGAUGGUUAUAGUGGAUAUGUAUAUUCAGUCAAUUUUUCUCCUAUUGAAAAUACAUUAGCUUCUGGUAGUUAUGAUGACUCUAUACGACUUUGGGAUGUAAAUAUAGGAGAAUAAUAAGUUAAAUUUGAUGGUCAUUUUAAUGAAAUUUUAUCAGUAUGUUUCUCUCCUGAUGGAAAUACGUUAGCCUCUUGUAGUUAGGAUGAUACUAUCUGUUUUUUCGAUGUAAAGACAGGAUAAGAAAUUAAAUCUUUCGAUAAAAAUUAUUAAAUUAUUCUCACUUAAUUUAAAGCACUUUUUUAAAGUAACUCCCUACCAAGUAUUUAUUUUAUAUUUCUUAGUAUCCACCAAUAUUACAACUCUACGAAUAUCUAAAACACCAUUAUUUUAAGCAUAAGGAGCUUUAAUCUUGAAAGGUCAUUUUGUAAAUUAUGAAGGAUACGAUUUAAGAGAAUUAUUAAAAUCAGAAGGAAGUUGCAUUUAGAAGACUUAUAGAAAAAGUGAUUUUGAUCAUUAUCAAACAACAAUUAUAAUUACAAUCAAUAUCUAAUAUUUUUUUUUAAUUCUGUUUUUAUUACUUUCACUCUUAAUCUUCACUUCUAAAGCUAGGUAAGUUCUUAUUUUUCAAAGCUUUUUUCCAUUUUAGUUAAUGCCUCUUCAUUUAUUUUUAUACUAUGAAAAUAUAAGAUCAAUUUAGUGUAAGGAUUAUUUAUCUAAGCAUCAUAAAAAAUGUUAUCUAAAUUUGCUUGAUAGAGACUUAAAUUUAAAUGAUACUACUUUAAAUUAAAUAAUCUAAGCAGAGAACAAUAAGCACAAUGAAAAGAUUAAAAUAAAGAUCGAUAUCAUUACUUAAUUAACACAACAUUUUUUGUAAAACAUCUAGGAAUAAUAUGAUAGAUUUUCAUUUAUUAUUAUUUAGAAUAGGGAUUGA